Molecule: messenger RNA, 651 nt
Organism: Phoenix dactylifera (date palm)
Lineage: Eukaryota; Viridiplantae; Streptophyta; Magnoliopsida; Arecales; Arecaceae
Product: nuclear transcription factor Y subunit C-2-like
Biological process (GO): regulation of transcription by RNA polymerase II
Cellular component (GO): nucleus
Molecular function (GO): protein heterodimerization activity; DNA-binding transcription factor activity, RNA polymerase II-specific; RNA polymerase II cis-regulatory region sequence-specific DNA binding
Source: RefSeq, a predicted model, not a curated record
CCGGCAACCACUAAACCCCACUCUUCUUCCCAUCCCCCUCUCUAUUAAUUGUAUAUAAAGACUUCUCACCAUCUCUUCAAACCGAAUCUCCUCUUCCCCUUCACACAGUACCAGAAAGAGAUCUCUCUCUCUCUCACGCGCACACAACACAUUUAUAGACAUGAGACAGGCCGGAAGCUACUCAGCUAUCCUCUUGGGUGGAGUCUCAGGGAGGACUGGACCCCACUCGCUCCCACUGGCAAGGAUAAAGAAGAUCAUGAAGAGGUCAGGUGAUGAAGUGAAGAUGAUAUCCGGGGAGGCGCCCAUUGUGUUCUCAAAGGCAUGCGAGCUCUUCAUCGAGGAGCUGACGCAGAGGGCAUGGAUGGUGAACCUUCAAGGCAAGAGGAGGACUCUCCACAAGGAGGAUGUUGCAGCCGCUGUUAUGACCACCGAUAUCUUCGACUUCCUCAUCGAGAUGGUGUCUGAUUCCAAUGGUAGUCGGAUGGGUCCAGCGGCGAAGUCUGACAACAUGGUGGUGGAAAGAUAGAUGAAAGAAAUGAGAAGAUGCUCUUUGGAUCAGUUAUCAGGUUUAUUUGCAACUCCUGGACAUUAUAUUUUGACAGUAAGUGCACGAGAGAAGACAAUAAAUGGGCUAAAUAUAUACUUUUAAAU